This is a messenger RNA of Serinus canaria (Common canary), 1413 nucleotides long. RefSeq names its product UDP-GlcNAc:betaGal beta-1,3-N-acetylglucosaminyltransferase like 1 (gene B3GNTL1). Bases 203 to 1144 code for a protein of 313 amino acids. The record is from RefSeq and is a predicted model, not a curated record. The transcript is spliced from 13 exons. Lineage: Eukaryota; Metazoa; Chordata; Aves; Passeriformes; Fringillidae.
UUGGCAGGUGUCCAGCUCUGCAUGGUUCUGUGGAAGUAGGAUUUGCUCACAAUAAUGUGUUUAGGAGCAUGUUAAUAUAUUAUGAGCAGUUCAGUUCAGAGCACCUCAGUGCCACCAGUCUAUCAUUUUGCCUGUUCACAACAGUGAAUGCUGGUUAGAUGAGUGCCUGAAGUCAGUUUGGGAACAAGAUUUUAAAGGAACCAUGGAGCUGUCAAUUUUUAAUGAUGCCAGUAAGGAUGGUUCAGCUGAAAUAAUUGAAAAAUGGAAGAUCAAGUUGGAGGAAGUUGGUAUUUCAGUAAUCAUUGGAACCAACAAUUCCUCUCAGCCUCGAGGUGUUGGAUUUGCUAAAAAUCAAGCAGUAAUUCAGAGCUCAGGAACCUAUCUCUGCUUUCUGGAUUCAGAUGAUGUGAUGAUGCCACAGCGGGUUAGGCUGCAGCACCAAGUUGCCAUUCAACACCCAAACAGUAUUAUUGGUUGCCAAGUCAGAAGAGAGCCAGUGGACUCCACUGAACGAUACACUCGCUGGAUCAAUAACCUCAGCCAGGAGCAGCUCCUUACACAGGUGUUCACCUCCCAUGGGCCUACUGUGGUCAUGCCAACCUGGUUCUGCUCUCGAGAAUGGUUUUUUCACGUGGGAAGAUUUGAUGAGGGGGGAAAGGGUGUCCCAGAGGAUUUGUUGUUUUUUUAUGAGCAUCUCCAGAAGGGUGGGGGAGUCUUUCGAGUGAACUGCUGCCUCCUGCUGUACCGGUACCACCCCCAGGCUGCCACUCACUCUGUCCUAGAGGAAACCAUCUGGAAUCACCGAGUCAGGUUCCUUGAGGACAGAGUCCUGAGCUCCUGGACAUCAUUCACCAUUUGGAAUGCUGGCAAGCAAGGCAAGAAGCUCUACAGAAGCUUGUCACCAGCUAAUCAGAAAAAGGUAACUGCAUUUUGUGAUGUCGAUGGAAAGAAAAUAACCAAAGGAUUCUACACUUAUGAGGAAUCUGAGGAGAGACCAAAACCAAAAAUUCCUGUGUGUCACUUCAGGGAUGCAACUCCACCCUUCAUCAUCUGUGUCAAGCUGGACUUGACAGGGGGAGCCUUUGAAGCAAACCUGGCCACGCUGAACCUGAAGGAGGGCAUGGAUUAUUAUCACUUCAACUAAAGCAAGAGGCAGUGCUGCAAUGCUGUGUCUGCACCAGCUCAUGUCAUCAUCUUGCUGCUGAAAUGGAGAAAUUCCUUCCCCAGGAAGGGCAGAGGAGCAGUGGCUGCACAUCUGUGUCUGGAAUGCGGCGCUGCCAGCCUGGAAUGCUCUCUGGAAUGGGGCUGCAAGGGCCUCAGGCAGCAGCUCCAGCCAUCCCACGUGUUCUGCAGCUGGCUGGGAACAUCCUCAGGGACACCUCCAUGAGAAAAGCAGCCCCUGGAGCACAUUCC